AUGGAAUGCCAUUGUACACCGUCAGCAUCUAACUGUGGGAAGAAUCGAAGAAAGAAGUGCGAUCGUGAUGUCUCUCACUGCUUAUUGUCACUCCGAUGGCAAAAUGAAUCUAAUAAACACAUUGAACAUAUCCAAGAUUGCUGGCAUUGGUCCCCGGAUGAUCCUGAUUGUCCUAAGGAGCCAGGACUGUGUUAUCUUUUAUCUGAAUCGAAAGAAGGGUUUACCAAUUGUUGUUGCAAAGGUCCUCUUUGCAAUGGUGUAGAUAAUAACACCAUAAUAUCGCCGCCUCCCACUCAAGUCAACAGAUCCUUGCUUAUGACAGGGUUAGAUCCCUUUUUUAUCCAGAACUCAAGACCACUCGGAAAUACUCCACUACCAAGGCAAAGUUUUGAUAUACAACAUACGAAUAGCUUCCUUAUUCUGAUAAUCACAGCUCCGAUAAUUAUUGGCUUGUUUUUAAUCUUGAUAUUCUCCGUUUUUGCUCUAUUUUUUCCUCGAUGUCGUGUGUGUCGUCUAAAACAGAGCAUGCGGUUCUCAUGGAAGCAUAAAACUUGUACACACUGCGGGAAGUUGUCUGACUUGUAUAGUCCUUUGCAUUGCUUUUCUGUGUGUACACGUGGUCAUACAGUCAAAGAUGAUAUUUCAAAUGGAUCAGUUGCUCAAAAUGAGUAUUUUGGAAUGAACAGUUUAUCUAAACAUCCAAUAACAGGUCUUCGAUGGUUAUCUAGUGAAUGUAUUGAGUUGUGCUCAUUCAUAAAGAAAGUUGAGUUAAAAGCUCACGGACGUUUUGGCCAAGUAUGGCUCGGUCGAUUUUCUUCACCGGAUGAUCAGAACGAUUUUAAUCUAAAUUCAUCACAAUUAUCAUUAAAUAAGAACAAAAAAGAAAUCGAUGUAGCUAUAAAAGUAUUCACGUCAAAUGAGAAACGUAGUUGGGAAACAGAAGUUGCACUUUUUAAUGUUCCAGGUUUGGAACAUAUCAAUAUUCUACAAUAUUAUGGUGCAGACCAGGUCAUUGUGGAUAAUUCUAUUGGUGAAGAUAAACUAGAGUAUUGGUUAGUAACAGAAUAUCAUCCAUUAGGCAGCGUAUAUGAUUAUCUUCAUGCAUAUGAUAUACAGUGGAUAGAUUUAUUAAAAAUUUGUAUUGGUAUUGCUCAAGGUUUAGCUCAUCUACAUAUGGAAAUUCCAAAUCUUUCAAAACCUAGUAUAGCUCAUCGUGAUUUGAAUUCUCGCAAUGUGCUAUUAAAGUCUGAUCUUACUGCUUGUAUUGCUGACUUCGGUUUGGCAAUUCGUUUUGAGGCUGGCCAGUGUAUGAGAGAUGCACAUUUGCAGUUGGGUACUCGUCGAUAUAUGGCGCCUGAAGUGUUAGAUGGCGCCAUUCAGUUUUCAAAGGAUGCAUUUCUUCGUAUCGAUAUUUAUGCAAUGGGUUUAGUGUUUUGGGAAUUAAUGAUGAGAUGUUGUUGUGGUUCUAGUAAAAAUGCAACAAUUCAUAUUACUAGUUAUUUAGCACCAUAUGAAAUAGAAUUAGGUCCACAACCAUCAAUGGAAGCAUUACAACGAUGGGUAGCACAUGCUAAACAACGACCUAAAUUUAAUCCACAAUGGGCAUCAGAUGGGGGUUUAUGUACAUUGUGGGAAACAAUUGAAGAAUGCUGGGACCAAGAUGCAGAAGCACGUCUUUCAGCUGGUUGUGUAACUAAACGUUUGACUACAUUGCUCCGUCUAUCUGUUAUUAAUCAACAAUACAAUGAUAGCUAUAUUAAUAACAGUAAUAAUAAUGAUAGUAAUGGCAUUAACGAGAAGGAUAAUAAUAAUAAUGAUAAUAACACAGUGAUGAGUAAUUAUCUUACUAACAGUCAGCAAACAGAUUGUAAUCCACCACCACCAUACUACUACUGUUACUAUUCUCCAUGUAUUACUACCAGUACUACUACUACUGCUUCUGUUACUACGACCACAUUGAUGGACGUUUCUAAAGAUUUAUGCAACGGUAGAUAUACUACUACAUCUUUAAUGAAUUAUUCUAGGAAGGAGGAUAUUGGUGUCUACAAUUGCUCAGAUGUUCUAAGUACUACUACUACCGAUAACAUUAAUAAUGGUAAUAAUGAUAAGAGUAAUACUAUACUAACUCGUGGCAGUACUGGAUGUCCACCGACAAUUUGUCUACCCUAUUCUAUGAAUAUUAAUUUCUCUACACUUACAGAUCAUAGAUCUAAUAAGAUCAAUAGUGAAAUAUUACAAUGUAAAAGAAAAAAUCAAACAUUAUGCUUUAAUGAUAUAUUAAAUCGAACAGAAGAUCAAAUACAGUGUGA
This is a messenger RNA of Schistosoma curassoni, 2309 nucleotides long. Lineage: Eukaryota; Metazoa; Platyhelminthes; Trematoda; Strigeidida; Schistosomatidae. The record is from the annotation of a GenBank genome assembly.